Molecule: messenger RNA, 840 nt
Organism: Didymodactylos carnosus
Lineage: Eukaryota; Metazoa; Rotifera; Eurotatoria; Philodinida; Philodinidae
Source: the annotation of a GenBank genome assembly
AUGGGACAACAAGUAGCCAAAUUAGCGACUGUUGAUUUUAGUAUUCAGUUUGUUGGAUGGAUCAUAUCAACCUUAUUUCACACAGAAAAAUUUUAUGAUCUUACUGGUUCGUUAACAUUUAUCGCAUUAACAUAUCUUAGUUUAAAUAAUAGUCGACGUUAUUUAAGACAAAAUGUACAAAGCACAUGCGUAUUUGUAUGGGCAUUACGGCUUGGUGCAUAUUUGUUUUAUCGUAUUCUUCAAACCGGAAAAGAUGCACGUUUUGAUGAAAUAAGAGAUAGUCCAGUGAAAUUAUUUGGUGUCUGGAUGAUGCAAGGCGUAUGGGUACUCAUCACUUUACUGCCUACAAUUUAUGUUAAUCGACAACGUAUUGAUAGAAAAAUAACCACAACAGAUUAUCUUGGCUGGAGUAUAUGGUUAUUUGGAUUUUUAUUUGAAAUUAUUGCUGAUGGACAAAAAUAUGCAUUCAAAAAUAAUCCAGCAAAUAGAGAUAAAUUUAUUGAUAGUGGUUUAUGGUCGAUAUCUCGACAUCCCAAUUACUUUGGUGAAAUCUGUGCAUGGUCUGGUCUCUAUAUAAGUUCAUCUCAUAUGCUUCAAGGUUUUGAACAUUUGUGCGCAUUAUCACCAAUAUUUGUUACGUUAAUGAUAUCAUUUUUGUCUGGUAUACCACCACAAGAACGCAGCGCAAUGAAAAGAUUCGGUGGCAAUCCUGCCUAUCGUUUCUAUCGUAGUACCACACCAAUACUGACCGAGGUCAGAGAUUCACGACCGUAUAUUAUUGUACUUCGUCGUAUUUUGACGUACACUGUAUUACAUCCAUCGUACGACGUUGAAAUAUGA